UAUCCGCAAUCAUCAUGAAGUUCGCUGUUACCGUGUUGUCGGUGUUCGCCGUGCUUAUUGCGUCGGCCAGUGCCCAGAAUGAAAAAGUUGACCAGGCAAAGGAAAUGCUGCGCGGUUUAGCCGCCGAGUGCAAGACGAAGGAGGGAGCCAGUGACGCAGACUUGGAAGUGUUUAUCAACGAUGAACCACUGGCGACGCCGCAACAGAAAUGUUUGGCCGCUUGCCUGAUGGAACAGUUCGGUGCAUCGGACGGCAAAUCCUUCCAGGAGGCCGGGUUCAUCGAGGUUGGCAAAAUGUACCUAAAGGAUGACUCCGCCAAGAUAGAACUCCUAACGCAGAUUGCUGCCGACUGCAAGCAAGUAGCGAACGCGGACCGCUGUGAGCUGGCUGUGCAGAUUUCAACCUGCCUCAAGGAUUCGGCCGCGAAACACGGCAUGGCGUUCAAACACUAAAUUCGAUCAACACUCCGGAACUGGAACGAUCCUCCCAUCUGCGCAUCGUACUGCAGAGCACACUGUUCACAGAACGAAGAACGUAAAUCAGGAAAAAUGUUUGUCCAUUAAUAAGAAAACCAUCAACAUAUGAGAUGUGCAACGAACUAGUGCCUUUUAAAUAAUACAAAUCUCAACAGAA
This is a messenger RNA of Anopheles nili, 633 nucleotides long. Its product is annotated as general odorant-binding protein 28a-like. Gene Ontology annotation, biological process: sensory perception of smell. Gene Ontology annotation, molecular function: odorant binding. Lineage: Eukaryota; Metazoa; Arthropoda; Insecta; Diptera; Culicidae. The coding region runs from base 15 to 452 and encodes 145 amino acids. The record is from RefSeq and is a predicted model, not a curated record. The transcript is spliced from 2 exons.